This is a messenger RNA of Penicillium odoratum, 1461 nucleotides long. RefSeq names its product cytochrome P450. NCBI's taxonomy places the organism in Eukaryota, Fungi, Ascomycota, Eurotiomycetes, Eurotiales, Aspergillaceae. The transcript is spliced from 7 exons. Gene Ontology annotation, molecular function: iron ion binding; heme binding; monooxygenase activity. The record is from RefSeq and is a predicted model, not a curated record. The coding region runs from base 1 to 1461 and encodes 486 amino acids.
AUGGCCACUGGUUUAGCUUUUGUCAUCUUUGUGGCGCUCAUUGUGAAGCUUGCGCUUCGGACAUACCGCAUACACAUGCAUCCUUUGAAUUCAUUCAAGGGGCUUCCAGAGGCAUGCGUGUCGGAAAAUUGGCUAUACAAGGUUACAAAAAGUGGGAGAGCAGAACAAACAUUCGAGGCUCUUCAUAAAAAGUACAAUACAAAGGCUCUUCGGAUUGGGCCUAAUGAGCUUCAUAUCACCGAUAUUGAGCUGUACAAAGUGAUCUAUAGUCAGGCAAAGCCGUUUCUUAAGCAUGCCCCAUUUUACAAUGGAUUCAACACACCGCACACUGUUUUUGCUGAGCUUGAACCUCAUCUACACAAGGAUCGCCGGCGUAUGCUGAAUCCUUUGUUUUCGAAAGUUGGCGUUUACAAGCUGGAACCUCUUAUCCGUGAGAAGAUCUAUCUGCUAUCGGCAAAAAUCACCCGACUUUGCGCGACCAAGGAAAUCGACGUUUACAACGCAGUUCGUCUCUUAACAACGGAAAUCAUCACAGAGUUCGCCUUCGCCAAAUCGGCUAAUCUCAUCGAGGAGAGGCGUGAUGAAAUGGAUUCAUGGUUCCUUGACGCUUUCGAUGUUGGUUCCCAGAGUAUCGUGGAUCUACAGUAUAAUUCAGUGCUCCGGCAAAUUGUGAAAAUUCUUCCAGCUGGUGCGGUAAAACUUUUAAAUCCCAAACUUCGCUCUAUACUGGACCUUCAGGAGUUUGCGGCAAGCUGCAUGCGAUACUGGCAAAAAUCGUCCGACACCUCCUCUUACCCUGUUAUCUUCGAUAGCCUGAAGUCAAUCUCGGAUGAGGCCAAGGUUUCUGAAGCAAUGGAUAUUCUUAUCGCCGGUGCUGAUACCACCGCAUCUACUCUUACAACUGGGUUCAUCCAUAUUCUGUCCAAUGAAGACAUCAAAAGCCGUCUUGUGCACGCCAUUGAUGAAGUCAUGCCAGAAGCUGGAUCGCUAAUCUCACUUCAAGCCUUGGAGAAAGUGGAAUACUUGUCGGCAUGUGUCAAAGAGUCGAUCAGGGUUGGCAUGGCCGUACCAGGUCGUCUACCUCGUGUUGUUCCUACUGGUGACCCAUUCGUCGUCGAAAAUAAAGUUGUUCCUGCAGGUACCAUUGUUGGUAUGUCAACAUACACUAUGCACAACUCUGAGGACGCGUGGGGACCCGAUGCCCGUGAGUUCAACCCGGACCGUUGGAUCGGAACCGAAUCCAAGGGCUUAGAACAGUGGAUGUGCACGUUUUCCAAAGGCGCAAGAAUGUGCCUGGGACAAAAUGUCGCACCCGCUGAGAUCACUCUCGCAUUCGCUUACAUGUUCCGCAACUUCGAACUUAGUCUUCCAAAGGGUUACGUGAAGCCAGAUGCCCUUGACCACUUCACCUUGGCGUACCAGAAGCCUGGAUUACCUGUCGUGUUCAAGCCUCGUCAGUAA